AUGGCCGUCUGCGGAUACAGUCACAUAUUCGUGGCCAUCGACAAGUUCACAAAAUGGAUCAAAGUCAAGCCGGUGACAGCCGCCACAGCAGCCAAGGCAGCCGAGUUCAUUGAGGAGAUAUCACACCGAUUAAGGGUGCCUAAAUGGAUCAUCACAGAUCUGGGUACUUCAUUCACGGGCUCCGAGUUCUGGGACUACUGCCAAGAAAGCUACAUUGACGUCUACUAUGCCUCCGUGGCGCACCCCAGGUGCAAUGGCCAAGUUGAAAGGGCCAACGGCUUGAUGCUCCAGGGGCUCAAAGCCAGAAUUUUUUACCCGAUCGAAAAGUAUGGUGCAAAGUUGUUCCAAGAACUACCCAGAGUAGUUUGGGGACUACACACACAAAGCCGGGCAACCGGCUACUCGCCAUUCUUCAUGUUGUACGGUUCUGAAGCAGUCUUGCCAUCGGACAAUGCUUUUGGUGCUCCGCACAUCCAGAACUAUGACGAGAACGAAGCCGAAGCAGCUCGAUGCACCGACAUCGACUCCGCAGAGGAGCACCGCCUAACGGCCUCCAUCCAGCAUGCGAGAUAUGAACAGCAGCUCCAGUGCUACCAUGAUCGCAACAUUCACGAGCGCGACUUCAAUGUCGGCGACCUAGUUCUACGACGAAUCCAGUCGACCACCGGCUCUCACAAGCUGUCUUCCCCAUAG
Messenger RNA from Panicum virgatum (switchgrass), 693 nucleotides. RefSeq lists its product as uncharacterized. Bases 1 to 693 code for a protein of 230 amino acids. Gene Ontology annotation, molecular function: nucleic acid binding. The transcript has a single exon. Lineage: Eukaryota; Viridiplantae; Streptophyta; Magnoliopsida; Poales; Poaceae. The record is from RefSeq and is a predicted model, not a curated record. Gene Ontology annotation, biological process: DNA integration.